AUGAAGUCGGCUGCCUUCGCUUUCACCUUGGUUGCGGCUGUUGCUGCUCAGGACCUUGCCGCCCUCGCUCAGUGCGGUCAAACCUGUGCCGGUAACAUGAUUGCUGCAGGAAAGGCCCAGGAGCUUGGCUGCAAGGAGGGCGACGUCAAGUGCCUCUGCAGCAACCCCAACUUCGCCUACGGUCUCCGUGACUGCUCUCGCGCCAUCUGCAGCCAACAAGAUGUCGAAAAAGUCGUCGAGUACGGUGUGAAGUACUGCGAGGGUGCCGGUGUCGUGAUUACUGGGGGAUCUGGCGGUCCUAGCCAGACUGGCAGCAACGGUGAAGCCACUCAAACUGGUUCUAACGGUGCUGGCGCCUCUCACACUGGUUCCAACAGUGGUGAGGCCUCUCAUAGUGCUACUGGCGGUGGUGAGGCCACUCAAUCCGGCGAGAGUGGCAGUGGUGCCCAAGUCACUACCCUCUACAGCACUGAAACCGGCACUGAUGGCAAGGUCAUCACUACCCCAGUUGCCACUUCCACCAUUGAGGGCGGCAACAGCGGAAACGGUGACGCUAGCGGCUCUGUCCUCACUUACACUACCAACGGUUCUCAGGUUGUCACUACUCUCGCCACCGCGGUGAGCAGCCCUACUGGCACUGAGAGCUCUGGUGCCACCGAAACUGGCUCCGGCUCUGAGUCCUCAACUGGCGGUUCCGGCUCCGAGUCUUCGACUGGUGGCUCUGGCUCUGAGUCCACUUCGGAAGGCAAUGGCGGUGCUUCCCAAACCUCUGAGGGCGGCGCUGGCUCCCAGACCACCAGCAACGGUGGUGCUGCUACCUCCACCAGCAAGGGUCUUGCUGCCCAGAUCACUGCUGCUCCUGGCAUCCUCGCCGCUGCUGGCCUUGCCGCUCUCCUCAUCUAA
Metarhizium robertsii ARSEF 23 is the source of this 903-nucleotide messenger RNA. Its product is annotated as glycoside hydrolase family 18 protein. The record is from RefSeq and is a predicted model, not a curated record. The transcript is spliced from 3 exons. The coding region runs from base 1 to 903 and encodes 300 amino acids. NCBI's taxonomy places the organism in Eukaryota, Fungi, Ascomycota, Sordariomycetes, Hypocreales, Clavicipitaceae.